AUGACCACAGCCGGGCUCGCGGCUCAAGAAGUGUCACUGAAGAGUGGCUUUCUGCAUAGUGCGCAAGGCUUGAUGUGUGCAAAGUCCUGCUGGGCAAAUCAUAGCGACUAUGAUAACACGUUCUAUAGUAGGGAGCCUUUGUCCUUACCCUACAGUAUGAAAUCUCCCGCACAACAGCAAAUUUCAUCUCUUGGUCAGAUUUCAAAGCCGUUUAUGGCGAACGGACACUGUUGCUCUGAAAAUUGCAUGAAGGCUAAAAAAAAAACGAACUUUCUUCAUGUUGGUUUGCCCAUCAUAGAGCAUUCUACAAACUGUGAAGAUGACCAAGUUGUUCCUUCCUUUAAAAAUCUAUCAAUGAAUGGCUGUUCUGGUUCGGAAAGGACCCCUCCUCUGACACCUGUUAAAAGUGGACCACCGCCACCUUAUACCAUUCCUUCUAGUGAUCGGAGCUCGAGGCCUCUUCCGCCACUUCCAAUUUGCGAGGACAGUUCUUUGGAUGAUGCAGAUAGCGAGGUCGAGUUCCUCACCAGUUCUGAUACAGACUUGCUUAUACAAGAUGGAAGACCUUUGGCAUUCAAGUAUGGGGUUCCAAGCAGGAGAAGUUUCCGAGGAUGUGGACAGAUCAACUAUGCCUACUUUGACUCUACAUCUGCCACCAAACCAGCAGAUGACAGCGCGCCGUGUCAACACCAUGCACGCACACAGAACUUGAAACCUCAGAAACCAGAGCCAAACCACCGAAGGCUACGAAGGUCUCAUUCGGGACCAGCUGGAUCAUAUAAUAAACCUACAAUUCGGGUACACACAAAUAGGACUUCCCCUAAUUCAGAUGAAGACAAACCUGUAGUACCACCAAGGAUCCCAAUACCUCCUAGGCCUAUAAAGCCGGAUUACAGAAGGUGGUCAGCUGAAGUUUCUUCAAAUACGUACAGCGAUGAGGAUCGACCUCCCAAGGUACCACCCAGGGAACCUCUUUCCAGGAGCAACUCUCGGACCCCAAGUCCUAAGAGUCUUCCUUCAUACCUCAACGGCGUCAUGCCCCCAACACAAAGUUUUGCACCUGACCCCGCCUAUGUCAGCACUAAAGUUUUUCAAAGACAGAACAGUGAAGGAUCUGCCAACAAGAUCCCUUGCAUCUUACCCAUUAUAGAAAAUGGGAAGAAGGUUAGUUCCACACAUUAUUACCUUUUACCAGAGAAGCCGCCAUACUUUGUCCGGUACGAAAAAUAUUUUACAGAGUCCAAGGACGCUGGCUCAGAAUCUAAAGUGCCAUCGUGGUCUAGUGACAGUAGCUCAUGUUCGUCGUCGUCUCCAAAGGCCGAGGUGAAGGCCAAAGUGGACAUGAACUAUGCCAAGCGUAAGCACCUCUCUGAUGCAGUUUCUCCUUGUGUAGGUGAAUAG
This is a messenger RNA of Staurois parvus, 1401 nucleotides long. NCBI's taxonomy places the organism in Eukaryota, Metazoa, Chordata, Amphibia, Anura, Ranidae. The record is from the annotation of a GenBank genome assembly.